AUGGUGGAAGCAGUACCUAAGAGGAUGCACGGUGUUUAUGAUCAAAUCACUAAGGUAAAUAGACGAGAAUCUACAUAUGUGAUAUUCCAUGUACCGAACGUUAGGGACGUGCAGUUUCAGCUGCUGUCGAUGGGCGGCUCAAUCAGCACAGAUGCGACUAAAUUGCCUUCUCUUGAGGAUAUUAAGAAGACAUUCGACGAAUGCAAGGAAGAGGUCAUGAAGUACGACAGCUGUUACAUAGCGUACGAUUUUUACUUCAAUAAUGCCAACGGCGCGUUCAGAAAUAUUUUCAUACUCAUUUCGUUCAUAAACGAUGAUACAUGUCCAGCAAAUAAAAGGUUCUUUUACUCGUCUUAUUCGCUAGAACUGGUAAAGAAAAUCAACGCUGCCAAGCACAUUCCUGUUAAUUCGACAAAAGACUUUACCUACGAUUACUUUGAAGAGGUGUGCCGCUGUCAUAAGAAAAAUUAAAGCACUGAGCGAUCAUUUCUGACUUAUUUGAAAAAUGUGUUGAUUUUGUUUGAAGCCCGUUGUUUGCUGAAAAGGUUUUUGUUUUUUUAGCCGAGACGAAAAAUAAAAAGUAUUUAACGAA
Messenger RNA from Vavraia culicis subsp. floridensis, 592 nucleotides. RefSeq lists its product as uncharacterized. Gene Ontology annotation, molecular function: actin binding. The record is from RefSeq and is a predicted model, not a curated record. The transcript has a single exon. Bases 1 to 471 code for a protein of 156 amino acids. NCBI's taxonomy places the organism in Eukaryota, Fungi, Microsporidia, Pleistophoridae.